AUGGCCUUUCCCUACAUCGAUACUCCGCGCACCGAGGUGGACGCAAACGCGACGUUCAUGAGCCACGGCCAGCGAAGUGCAACGCGCCAUAAUCUCUCAGCACUGGACUCGGUUGAAAACUCCUUUGUGUCACCAACUAAGGAAAAUGAUAUACUGAAGGAAACAUCCGGCUCGCGAAACCGUCAGCGCAAGGUGUCGCUCCGGACUCCGCGAGCCAGCCAGGGACUUAAGUCAGCACGACACGAUAAACGCACUCUACCCAACUCUGCCUUGCCCAAGGGAGAAUUUACCCCUCUUAUGAACAGCGUGACGAAAAACAAUUUCCUGCGAACUGGUGGCGAUCGCGCUCGAGGUGUGCCGGCCACGCCCGCCCUGUCCAAAAUAGACGAAAGCAAUUUGUACGAAGGGACUUCCGUGAACAGCUUCGCGUACGAUGCGACCCCUGUACCCCAAGCUGCACCUAGCAGUGGUCAAAGCACACCGUUACCUGCACUCCCCCAAAGAGAUGGUACUGGAGGGGUAAUUCGCGAUGGACAGAAUAUGACUUUAAGAGAGCAGGAAAACAUCAUCAACAAGUUUGACAAAGAGAAUUUCGGCCUGAAGUUGAAAAUACACUAUUUGGAGGAACAGCUGAAGAAGGCUGGGCCGGAAUUGAACCAGGCAGCACUCAAAGAAAACACGGAGUUGAAGGUGUCAAAAGUUACAAUGCACAGGGACCUACAUCGCUGCAAGAAAAGCCUCCUCCACGCAGAACGUGAUCUGGAAUCCUGCCAGCUUCAGCUCCAAGAACUUCGAGAAAAGUUGGCUUCUAAACAAUCCGAUAACACGAAGCAGGAGGCCAUAAAAUGGAUGCGCGAAGAGAUGGAGACCAAGGAAGCAGAAAUGGCAGAGCUACGGGAGCAGCUAAGGUCACGAGAAUCGAAGCAGGCAGAGGAGGCUGCGAAUUUACGGGAAGAAAUAAAUGAGCUAGAGUAUGCCAUCCGUGAAAAGGACAGGCGCCUUGAGGAAAAAGAGGAGGAAAUUGAGAACUUGCAAUCCAAAGGAGCGGACGAAAAUGCCAAUAUUGCUGAUCUUGAGACGGAGCUUGAAGAUGCUAGAGGCAAAAUCGAAGAUCUUCAAGAUAGCCUAGAGCGAGCAAGGACCGAAACAGAGGAAGCCGAGGCAUCCUGUGAGCAAGCUCUCCAGGAGAAAGAUCAAGCCAUUGAUGACCUGAGAGAAUUACAGGAUGAAAUGGCUAAUAAAUCAAUGUCUGCCUCCGGCUUAACUCGUCAACUGGAGGAAAGGGCAAGUAAGCUGGAAGGAGAACUUACGGCUGUUCGACAACAGUAUGCCAGCCUUCACGAAAAGUUCGAGGAUAAGGCGCAGUUUGAGCGACGUUUACAAGAGCAAAUCAAGGACCUUCGGCAAGAGCACUCGUCGACAGAGAGAGAGCUUAUCCUCAUUCGAAAAGAGCACGCUGGAUGCGAAGGAAAACUUGAGGACAAAAUGCAUUCUGAGCAUCGGUUACAAGAGCGAAUUGAAGAUCUUCGGCAGGAGCUCUCAUCUACAAAGUCUGAGCUACAGCAUGAGCUCGAACAGGCACACCACGAGAAAUCAAUUGCAAUCCGAGAUCACAAAUCUGCGCUGUCUCGUCUUAAUGCCCUUGAAGAUGAGGUGCAGCAGAGAGGUGAAACUAAGAGCCUUUUGCAAAACCGACAUGAUGCUUUGACAAACGAAUCCAAAGCUCUUCAGAGUGAUCUUGAACGGGCAAAGAGAGCAAUCGCGGAGCUAGAAGAGGACGCGGCUACUGAACGACAGGAGUCAUUGAACACGCUUGAAGACCUGCGACAGCAUCAUAAGGAUGAAGUCGACCGACUAAACGUCGAGAUAGGGCAGCUUCGCCGUGAGGUAGAUGGCAAAGACUCGUUAUACAGCUCAGAUCUAGACAAAUGGGAAAACAUAAAACGAUCGCUCGAGCUCGAACGGGAUCAGGCAGCACAACAAGCCCAAGCGUACAAGCGGACAAUCGACAGCCUUCAACAAAUGGAAACGACAAAAUCUGGACGAGAGAAAAGGAUGCAGGAUAUCAUCGAGAGUGAAAAGGAACGCCGUCUACAGCUGGAGGAAUUGUACACGCGUCAAAUAAAGGAGCUCAAUGAUGAUAUUUCCUCCAGAAGGGAGGCGUCCGAAACUCAGAGAUCAGAGUUGCUUGCCCUGAAGGAACAACUUAGGGUCAGCCGACGGGAAGAACUGAACCUCAAAGAGAAAACGCAGGGCCUGGAAGACGAAAUUAUAGUCUUACAAGCUAGCCUAGAGGAAGAACAACAGCAUGCAUUGAAUCAGAGAAAGUCAGGCACUUUGGAAUCCGGCAAUCACCUACAGAGCAUUACACAAGAGAAACACGCCCUCAGAGAGCAGUUAGCCAAUGCAACCUCCGAGUUGAAUGACCUUCGAGUUGCCCUUGCAGAAGUUGAGGCAGAACGAGACGGCCUCCAAGACCAACUUGCUCAAUAUGAAAACAAUGUUGACAGUGCCUAUCGAGUAGACCAGGAAAAACUUGAGCUGAAGAAACUGAAGCUGCGUUUAGAACGAGAGGUUAUUCGUCUAAAUGCCGAAAAAGGAUCUUUACAGGAAGCCAAAGACGUCCUUCAGAAUGAUAUUGAUAAUGAACUCGCUCGUGCUGCAGCGGAAGAAGAUCGUCUAGCGGCAGAGAUCAAUCGGUUACAAGACAAGCUAUUCAUGGUCGAUGAUAAGAAGGAUCGUGAGCUUCUAUCAUCCAAGAGCAAAAUCACUCGUCUAGAGAACCGCCUUAAGGAACUCGAAGCCCAUCUCCACCACCCUAUACCAUCAGAACCCGUCUCCCCCCCAGGAAACGCCGAUGCUUCACUCUUCCACCAUUGCCUAGCCGAGACACGGGAGCGAGAAAAGGUCAUCCUUCAACGAGAAUCAGACCUCAAAUCUUCCAUUCGACAUCUCAAAUCCCGUAUUGCUGACUUAGAGAAAGAGAACCACGACCUCCAGGUCGAGAGAUACGAGGAUAAUUCACCCAAGCCUUCGCCCUCCUCGCGACUUCAAGAGGAAUUACGAAACCUCCGUACACAAAAUUUGGAGGCUCACAAGGCUCUAAAGGAACUGAAAGCCAAGAACCGCGAACUCGAGCGGCAAAGAUACUUCGCCAAAGAUGAGGAGAGUCAGAACUUCAGUGAGGUCCUCGACCUAUCUACGUAUGAGGCCGAAUCAAUUGCAGCCAAAUUGGCAAAACGCGAGGCUCGAAUUAACGAACUCGAGGUCGAUCUUUAUCGAAUCCGCGGAGAGCGCUCUACUGCGCUUAAAAAUCUCAAUGCUGCAGACCGAAGGAUUCGAAUACUGCAAGACCGCCAUCCAAAAGCAAUUCAUGAUAUGUCAAGGCAACUAGAGAAACAGAAAUCUCGCCAUGACAAGGAAUUGGAGGUUUUACGUAUGGAACUCCUCUGGAAUCAAGCACGGUUGAUCCGAACCGAGCAAUUCCGUAGGGAUCUUGCAUGGUAUAAGGAAGUUUCGCAGUACAGAGAACAAGAACGAAUUAGAACUACAUGUGCUCAAAUAGAGCGACAGAUGAUAGCUAAUAUGGGCAUUGUAGUAUCUGAGACAGUAGAACAGCUUACCCCUCUACAAAAAUUUAAAGCUGCCAUUUCAGUUGCGCUAUUCAUUGCUCGCGCAAGAAGAGUGACAGUUGAGUGGAAGAAGAACUCACAAAUAGGGGAUCUGGUGAAGAGGGCAAAAAAAGACCAGUUUAAGAAGCUUGGAAGAAUGGGACAGAAAUGA
This is a messenger RNA of Arthroderma uncinatum, 3783 nucleotides long. Its product is annotated as calmodulin-binding coil-coil protein. Gene Ontology annotation, cellular component: microtubule organizing center. The record is from RefSeq and is a predicted model, not a curated record. The transcript has 3 exons. Bases 1 to 3783 code for a protein of 1260 amino acids. Lineage: Eukaryota; Fungi; Ascomycota; Eurotiomycetes; Onygenales; Arthrodermataceae.